Molecule: messenger RNA, 11419 nt
Organism: Cuscuta europaea
Lineage: Eukaryota; Viridiplantae; Streptophyta; Magnoliopsida; Solanales; Convolvulaceae
Source: the annotation of a GenBank genome assembly
UCCAUUUUUACUUCACUAGGGUUUUCUUGAUCCUCUGUAACACAGCGGCGUUGAAAUGUCACUCUCCCGGUAUCUUUCCCGAAAACCCCUUACCACCCCAAUAUUGGAGAUCCACCAUCUCCGAUCAUUUUCCACCACUGCCGCUCACCCGACGGCGUUCCAUAAGAACCAACACCCACAGAACCACAGCUUCCUGCCGCCAAACGAGUACCUGAACUCGUGGAAGCCCCCGAAGGAUCCCAAGGAGGCAGAAUCCAAGCUCGCCCUUCUUCGCCGCGACUAUGCCAAGAAGGUCAAGGAAGUUCGUAAAGAGUACAUCAAGUAGGUGGAGGUCAUGCGGCUCGAAAAGCUGAGAAAAGCUGAGGCCAAGAAGGAAGCUCUACGGAUCGCCAAUGAGGAGCGGAAGGUUGCUAAAGCGGCUGAGAAGAAGGUGAAGGCUGAAGAGAGAGCGAUUUUUGAAGAACAAUUCCGCCAAAUCCUCCUAAAAGAAAGACAAGAGAAGCUUGAAUAUUGGAAGUUGAGAGAAAAAAAGUUUGAAGAGAAAAAGAAAGAGAAGAUGGAGCUUUUGUGUAAAAAAAGCUUCUUGUGGAUUGAUGAGAAUUUGUUGGAGCCAAAGGCAUUUGUGGGCUCUGUUUGCCCUUCAAUUAGGGAGAUGAAAGAGAUCAAAAGAUAAAGUUUCCCCAGAUCUCUUGUUAUCAAUGUGGAAGAGUAUAUCUAUAAGGGGUUGAUUGUGUUCAUAUAAGGCUUGUUUUAGUUCAUACAACAACUACAUGAGAGUGUCAUUCCACUUCUCUUGCAAUGAGUAGGAGUUUAGCCGUCUAAUAGAGUGUUGGGCAAGUGAAUGUGGAACAUGUAUUUUUGGCCUUUAAGUGCAACUCAAAUCUCUGUGCUAGCGGCUGCAUUGUCCAAUUACCUGUUCUCAAAGUAUUCGAUCAUCAUCUCAGGUAAGUAGCUUUUGAGCAUAAGGAUGAGGUUGAAAUCAAUGUGGACUAGAUACAUGAACUUCACUAUUACAGUACCAAAGAUCAGAUUAAUUUUAGACAACAACCAGAAUCUCCAGUAUUAAUUAACUAAGAUUAGAUGUGCUAGUAGUUUAUACUUUUAUGGAGCUUGAAAGUCGAAAGCGCCACAUAAUGCCCACAUAUGUUACUCUAACCUACUAAAGUCAUGAUCAAAGACUUAAAUUAUCAAACAUAAGGAUGGACUCGGGCUGGGCCGGGUCAUAACAUGCUUUUUUUUUCAGGAUGUUGGACCCGGAACUGGCCCGGGUUGAUACCAGGUCCGGGCCAAACCGGCCCGGGCCCGGUUCUAUGUAAUUUUUUUGGCUUUCUAAUUAAGCCCCCUCCCUCACCCCUAACCCCAACCCCCCUCCCCAAACACCCAGCCCUACCCAAGGAAAAGAAAAAAAAUUGAAAAAACAAAAAAAUUGAACUGGGCCCGGCCUGAACCGCCCGAGCUGGUUCGUGAAAAUCAUGGCUCGAGCCCGGCCCGCCAGAACCGCCCAAACCGGGCUAAACCCCGAAACUAGCCAUCCUGGCCCGGUCUGGUUCGGGCCCGCAUAGUAGCGGACCGGUCUGGUUCCGGGCCGGUUCGUCCCGGUUGGGUCCAUCCCUAAUCAAACAUCAUUUCGCAAUUCAUUGGUCAAUGCCUCAAUACUCUAGUCAAAUUCGCUAUUUCAAUCAGCUAAGUAUAAUCAGUUAACAGUUGAUUGUCAAAUAAGCCAUAUCUUAGUUGUCUAUAUGGUAUAUGUUAUGGUUUUGUAUAAUUUUUUAUGUUGAUGGAGGUUUACAAAUUGUGCUAGUGAUACUCCCUGGUCCCUCCAUUCAUUUAUACGGUAUUUAUAUUAUUCUCUAAUUUCUAUAUGAACUGCAAUCAUUAGUACUAAUGAGCUGUCAUCUGACUCCAUAUGGCUUUUUGCCAAAUGUCAUAUAAAUUAAACAAUGAAUGUAAUAUUGGCUCCUUUAUAGCUAUGUUGUAAAAACCGGACCGGGAAGCGACCCUUCCGAAUGACUGGGUCGCGGGUCAACCCAGACCCGGCGGGUCAACCCGGUGACUAAUUUUGAAGUUUAUUCUGGUUUUUAAACAAUUUCCGUGAAGCGGGUAAUGCGGGUUUGGGCACAUUAACGGGCUGAUGGGCUACCGGACCGGAUUGGGCUCCGGGUGAUCGGGUUCCGGGUCGAGACGCCUGGUCUUGUUCGGGUCUUAAAACAUAGCUUUAUAGCCUUUAUUUUCAUCUUAUUAGUCUUAAUGCUUUACUUUUAAUUGUUAUUAAACAUUGUACUUUCAAUUUUUUGCGUUGACUUAUGAAAUAGUAUGAAUAAAUAAGUUUGGAAUUAUUAGCUGAGUUAUUUUGUUGAAGAAAACUAUUUCAAAUUUUUUCAUAUUACUGUCCUUAAUAUUAUUAACAAAAUAUAUUUUAAAUUUUAUCCAAUUAUCAUUUAGAUACUACAUUCGUCCUGUUGUAAGGUUCUCAUAGCAUUAAUAGCAAAACGGCAUGAUUAUUUAGAAAAUAAUUAAAUAAAGUAUUUCGAGUAUAUUUUAAGAAAUAAUUUUAAUAGAUAUAUAUUAUAAUGUAGUUAGUAUUGACAUAUGUGAUAUUAUAAAUGUAUUAUUUUUAAUAUUUAAUGAUUAAUUUGUCACUUAACAUUGUUAAUUGUUUCCAAUGGAAAGGGAAAAUAGAAACUAAUAAUUCAACCUUUUAGUGGUCUUCUUACAAUAACAUUUGGUUUUAUGCCUGGUCGCUCAACAAGUGAGACCAUUCACCUUCUUCGGCAACUUAUGGAGAAGUACAUAGAUGCUCAUAAGGAUCUGCAUUUGGUGUUCAUUGACAUAGAAAAGGCAUAUGAUAGGGUACCUCGAGAAGUUCUUUGGUCGGCCUUAACUAGAAAAGGCAUAUCACGCAAGUAUAUCAACAUCAUCAUGGAUAUGUAUGAGGAUUGUACUACAAGUGUCCGUACUAGUGUAGGGAAGACUGAAGAGUUCCCUAUUACUAUCGGAGUGCACCAAGGAUCGGCUCUGAGCCCUUUCUUAUUUGUCAUAGUCAUGGAUGAACUUACGAAGUCAAUUCAAGACGAUAUACCGUUGUGCAUGAUGUUUGCCGACGAUAUUGUAUUGAUUGAUGAGACGCAAUCAAGUCUUAAAGCAAAGUUGGAAGUAUGGCGACAAACAUCGGAGAAUAAGGGUUUCAAACUAAGUCGGGGCAAGACAGAGUACAUGGAGUGCAAGUUUGGUGGAGGUAGAAGCAGUGGUAAUAGCGGAAUUACUCUGGAUGGUAAGGAGAUACCGGUUAGUGAUAUGUUCCGUUACUUGGGCUCCAUAAUCCAGAAGGACGGUGAGUUAGAUGGAGAUGUAUCCCGUAGAAUCAGAACAAGGUGGAUGAAGUGGAAGGGUGCGUCAGGAUUUCUAUGCGAUCGAGAUAUGCCGACUAUACUGAAGGGUAAUUUUAUAAGACAACAAUUAGUCCUGCAUUACUAUAUGGCGUAGAGUGUUGGGCGGUGAAACAUUGUCACAUUCAAAAGAUGAGUGUGGCAGAGAUGCGCAUGUUGCGUUGGAUGUGUGGGCAUACUAGGAAAGACCGCGUGAGGAAUGAAACAAUCAGACAAAUGGUGGGAGUAGUACCUAUUGAAGACAAGAUGUGAGAGUCGCGCCUACGGUGGUUUGGUCAUGUGCGUAGAAGACCGAGUGAUGCACCUGUCAGACGAGUUGAGAUGUGUGGAGAAGAGGCAAGGAAGAGAGGAAGAGGAAGACCCAAACAGACGUGGGUUAGGGGAGUUCGAAGUGAUAUGCUUCUUCUGGGGUUGGAUGAGGGCAUUACUUUGGAGAGAGCUAAGUGGAGGGCGGAUAUUCGUGUGGAAGAGGGAUCUUGUAUCAUCUUUUCCCUUCACUUUUUUUUCCUUGUUUUUUAUCCUUAUAUCUCUGUUCAAAUAAUAAAAGCCAUUCUUGAUUAGCUUGGUCCUUUUACCGUCAAAUUUAAGGACGACUACAUUCAGAAUGAACGUGUUUGUUUCACGGCCUUUUACAUUGUUCCAAAAUGUGGAAUCUCCCACCUAGGAGCCCCUCACCCCGACCCGACAGGAUGGUUGAGAGGUUAGUCACGGUGACUCAGUCAACAGAAUGGCAAUAGGCCCAUACACUCGUGCGCACAAGAGACCCAGCCUUAUUUCAGGUUCUGUGACCUCCACCCGGUCGUUGUGGGGAUUCGAACCUUGGUCCAUUGUUCCAAAUCUCCCACCACUCGAUCGAGUUACCCGUGCGGCUAAAAUUUCACGGCCUUUUACAUGUGACACGGUUGUUCAAUUUUUUUUAUGGUAUCAACCCAAAAUCAACCGGUGCCAACCGUCCAUCAAGAUUUCGAGAUUCACUUCCAAAUUUAAGAGAGUCCCUUUCUUCCCCUUCAUCUUAUUCUGCAAAACUAAGAGGUAUUGUCACACCUAAACUUCUAUAUUUGAUAUUGCAUAAGUGAAAAUGCAUAGGGCCUCUGCAAGUACCGGGGACAGAGUCCCACUCUCUAUCUGUCAGAUUGAGAUUAUAGUCCAACUUACAUCCUCCCAACGUACUGUCCGGUCGGGGUUAUCUACUCUCUUUGCUUUAAAUUUCAUCGAAGAUUUUAACAGAGAAUGCUCUACUUUUAAAACAGAGAAUGCUCUACUUUUAGUGGAAGCUUCAAACAAAAUAAUAGAUGUUUUCUUUUGGACUGUUUUCAGUCCAAGAUCAGACCAGAUCAGACUUCCGUAGUUAUAAAAUAAACAGAACCACCAAACAUUUACCACACCAAUUCAGAUCAAAACAGACCAACAAAUUUCACUCCAACGGAAAACAUCCUUACAGUUCAUAUGAAAACAAUCUGUGCCAACAAGCUAACAGGUUUCUUUGCUCGAGAUUCACUGCUAUUUAGUUUCUUUGAGUGUUACUCCAAUGUAAUACCAUUCAUCAACAGUUUUAGAACUUCAACUAACGUGGGUUUGUUGUUAUUUAAAAUACAAAACUUCCUUAAUGCCUACAAAGUGUUUGCUAAAGAACCUCACAGAAUUUCCUGCCAAAUUAAACUAUUAACAUAUCUCACAUCCUUACUUUGUAUUGACAGUCAGUGUGACUGUUGCCAGAUAUAAAAAAUGAACAAUUCCAAAUUAUGAGAAUACAAUUAAAUUAGGUGACUAAAAGAUUAUAAUUAAUAACCCUGUAAGAAGCUUACACAAAAACGGAAGGGUAUUAUUUGAAUAGUUCAUUGACUUAAAAAAACAAAGGAAAUAAUAAAUUAAUGGUUUUUAUUAUGAAAGAAUAAAGUUGAGUGUUUCUCUAAAAAAGACUAAAAAUGCUGUUGGGGAUAACAAACCCAAUAAAAAUUCGUAAAAAACAAAAAUGGCCGGUUGACCAGGAAGUCUACCUUAUUGGUGAAAUCGUAAAAAAUAAGAUUAUGUGAUUAACUGUUGCAAGAACCAGAAUAAAAAAUCAUUAAGAAUCAUAAAAAAAUCAUAAAAAAUCAUAAAAGGUUGGUCAGGAAGUCUACCUUAUUGGUGAAAUAAGAUUAUGUGAUUAAUUGCUGCAAAAACCAGAAUAGAAGAUAAAGCUAAUUGAGUUUGCUACACACUUGAGUGGAUUCUUGGGUUAGUGUACUGAAAUUAACUGAUAUGUUGAACUGUUUUAUUGUCCUGUUGUGAUGAAUUGUUAAACCCUCCACAAUCAAAAUGGUCUCAACUCUUAUAUGGUGUUUUAUUUCACAUUAAAAUAAAAAAACUCGUAACUGAAGUAAAACAAAGUGAGACCUAGGAGUACAAGGUUAUUUGCAUUUUAAACAUCAAUUUUUAUAUGCAGGUCUAAAUCCUAUGUCAAAUGUAUUGCUUUAGGCAUAUUUACAUUUUCUUAAUCACAAUGUUAUUUGCAUUUCAAACUGCAAAUCUUGAAAUGCAAAAAUCUUGAUAUGCAAUUAUGUGGCCUGAAUCCUACGCCAUACAUAUUGUUUCAGGCACAUACAUUUGAGUAUAAUCACAUUGUUAUUUACAUUUUAAACUCCAAACCUUGAUAUGAGUUAUGUAUUGGACAGGUUGAACUCCAUUUUUAUAUUCCUUCAUAGUAGACAAACAUUUCAGGUUUUAGAAUUACAAGAGAAUAUUUUAUUUUUGAGAUAUCAUUUAUUAGUGGGUAAUUAUGUAGAUACAAAACAUUACUAAACAUCAAAGUGCUACUUCUUUCUUUAGAUUAUAUUUAGAUUAAAAUUUGACGGUGUUUGUCGGACGUAAAAUCAUUCAUUUCAAGACAGUCAAAUAUUCUUGUUGAGGCUAAACUUUAUGAAAGAUUGAAAAGUAUCCAAGUUCCCAUCUUUCUAUUGAAGCGUUAUCAUUGGUAGAAUAUCUGAAUGUAUGCACUCAUGAACAUUCCCUACAUUCCUUGCUUUUUAUCCAAAAUAGAAUUAUAAAAGCAAGUAGCAAGAGGAAGUGUUCCCCAGUUCUUUUCUACUCAAGUUACACAACAUAUUUUCAAAUACAAAUAUAUGUGACUAAGUUUACAGAUGACUAUGCAUAUAACAACACAUAAGUACAUUCUGCUUUAUAUCUUCACUGGUUUUAGGUGUGCACACUUGUUUUUUUACACACCAAAUAAUCUCUGCUUCAAGUAGUAAGAAUUUUGACUGGGUCAUUAGGUCAUAAUUGUAAUGUCUUUGAUUUUUUUUAAGUUUAAGUGCAGGUUGUUAUAGUAAUAAUACAUAUGAAGUAUGUGGUGAUUAGUCAUGGUUUAGCAAUUUCACAGAAAUAUAUCGGACAACUUAUUUUAUUGUAGUUUAGAUAAUACUUAAUUUCCCUAUUUUAGCACAAAAUAACUACAAAGGUGAAAAUAUUGCUAUAAUUUUUACCAAGUGUGUUUUUAUUAAUGGUUCUAUGUAUGUUUAACAUGAGAAGUUCCUAUGCAAAUUUCAUUGAAAGGGUUAUUAAUGAAGCAGCGGUCAGUCCAUGCAAUUUUGGACGCGAUUUUCACUAUAGGUCAUCCGGAAACCGUCUCUCUGUUCUUUAGCACAGGGGUAAGACUGCGUACAUUUGACUCCCACUUACCUCACCGUAGGUGGGAGCCUUUGUGGCACUUGGGUAAAUGAAAAUUUACUAUGUUGUAGGCAACAAUCCUUUAUAUUGACAACAAAUUUAAUAUUGUGGAGCAUGGGUUCAUACCCUAUUUCAUUGGAUGCAAUAGAUGUAACAAAAAAGUUAACUCAACUGAGGGACUUGGUUUUCAAUGUAUGGAGUGUGGUUAUAAAGACAACAUUACUAUAAAAAGGUUUGUUUAACUUUAUUUUCAUCCCUUCACUCCAUUGAGUUAUAUCAUUACAUUUAAAUUUAAUUCUGAGAUAUACUGAUCUAUUAGGUUUCGGUUGGUAAUAGAGAUCUCUGAUAAGACUGGCAUGCUUGUAACCACUCUAUCUACCAACGAAGUUCAUAAGUUGUUGAGUUUGAUCAACUUUGACUCUCAUCCUGAUUCUGUCGAUUAUGCUGACUUGAAUGAAAAAGUUAAAGACCUCACUUUCACUGUUGCUGUGAAGACUAUAUUUAAAUGAUUUCAGGUAAAAACAAAGAAAAACAUUUGUGUGCUUUCACUUUCUUCCCCAACAAAACAACCAAAUAAGGAUGUUGGUAAUAACAAUGUGGAGCUUUCAACAUCAAGAGCAAAGUGAAGGCUAAACAUGAAGUUUGAAGCUGCUAACUAAUAAAAACAAAAGGAAAAGACACAAGUGUUAACUAAAUACAUGUUCAGUACAAUGCAAUGUAUAGGUAAAUUAUUUACAUUAUAGUUUAUCUAAUAGACUUAUAUGUAAUCGGUUGUAAUAACAUAAAUACAUCGAAGUCUUGCAAUAUGUAGUAAAGUAGUUAAUUCCCUAUUCUCAAAUGCCGGUAGAUUUUGCUAAAUAGAUUAUAAAUAUGUAUUAGUGUGCCUUUUUAUUAAACUUCUAUAUUUUGCAUUUCACUUCAAACUAUUCAUAAUACAGGUUAUAAAUAAGAUAUAAUGAACUGAAUAUACAUUAUAUACGUCAAAUGGUCACCUAGAAAGAAUACAUAUAACCAAAGAUAAAAUCAUAUCAUUUUUUAUACGCACAACAAAUUAAUACUCAGGUUACUGAUAAAGUAUGUGAGUGAUGUAUUUAUUAGUUGUUGACUCCUACAUUUAGUUUAAAAAUAUUAUACCAAUUGCAAGUCAAUUACUUGGUUUUUUUCCUUUCCUGCAAAUACUUAACUUGUCCUUAGCACCAAAGUGGAUGAGAAAUAUAUGCUUUCAUUUCAUUCUCAUGUUACUAAAUUAUCAACUAUAUUUUCAUUAAACAAAUCAUUAUACAGAUCCUUAUUAAAAACUUAGAUUCAUAUAUCAUUUCAAUUAUUCCAAUUUUAACUAUAGCUGUUUUUUAAUAACACUUAUAUGACUACAUUGGGCACCAUUCGGUAGUGCGAACAUCGCUAGUAUAUAUAUAUAUAUAUAUAUAUAUAUAUAUAUAUAUGAUAGAGUAUAUCUAGAGAGAAGUGAGAGCUAGAGAGAGAAGUGCAAUAAUAUGCUUCAAUAGAAUGAUUUUGUCACCCCUAUAACUACUCCCAAGGGGAGUAUUUAUAGAGAAAAUACGGGCUGGGCUCCCAAGCCUUGGGUUUGGGAGGCUCAUUUACAAUUGGACCGCUACUGGGCCGAAUACAAAGCCACUAAUGGGCUGUACAAAUGAGUAAGUGUAAAAUCUGGUUCUGUGAGGUCUUCGUGGCUGACGAGGGUGUGGCCGACGAGGGCACGGCCGACGAGGGCGCGGCCGACGAGGGCACCCGGGUUCCUUGGACUCAGGACCAUAUUCUGAGUUGGCACCUUUUCGGCCGACGGGGGGUCCCUUGGCCGACGAGGGCACCACUCAGUGUCUUGUGCUUUCUGUUCUUCUGAGUAUGUGGGUCCGGGGGCUCAGACCCAUAUACUCCAUCAGGAGUCCCCCACUCUCUAAGCUGAGACGUAGACGAAGUGAAGGAGAGUAGAUUCCCGUGCUUUGGUGCUUUUGGCCGAUGCGGGCACCCCAAGCCGUCAGCUGUUGCGGCGUUGGCGCUGUUUCCCUUUUGGUGACCUUGUUCUGUGCUUGGCCGUCACCUGCUCCUCGCUGUGGACGGGGAGGCCGUUGUUUUCUUGGUGUGUUCGUUUGGGGACGAUGAGUGUCCUGCUUCGAUGGUGGCCGUUGAAGGCGCGUUUUCCCUUUCUUGGACGUUGGUGGUUGAGAUUUACAUUUGGGCCGAUGAGGCUGUUGAGGUUGAACCUUGCUUCGAGGACGAUGGUGUCCUUUCCUUUGGGUGGCCGGUAAGGGUGCUUGCGCACUCCUUUUGGCCGUCGCUGACUGGCUUUCGUGUCCCUGGCCGAAGAGCCCAUUAUGGUUAACUGUUGGCGGGGGACGAUGAAUGUCCUUGCCUUAGGUGGCCAGUUGGCCGUUGUUGAUGACGUUAUGUGCCUUUGGCCGACGAGGCGCAGUGUGAUACAUGGACGAUGUGGCCAUGCUUUGUGGUUACAUUUGUGUUUGCAUUUUUCCUUUUGUUUUGUUGAGGCCGAUGUAGUCCCCCAGUCCCCCACUGCUUCAGGCCGAUGUAGUCCCCCAGUCCCCCAGUCUCCAACAGCUGCCGAAGAAGAGGAGCUUCACGGAUUUGCCUUCGUCCAUCCAUGGAUGGAAGAGCAAGUUCGUUUUUGUAUCCCUUGGUGAGAACGGCACUGAGUUUCCCUCUCUCGGCCACACCGGGAGGUUCAACCUGCACGACCCACCGAGGAGUUCGAUCUUGGACGCUUAGGUGGAGGCGUUCUUGGAAGGGGGGCCGAGGAGCGUGAAAGACUACAUCACCGAAUAUAAGAUGACCGCCCUCGGCUUCUUAAGAUACUAUGUGUAUGGUGACAAGGAGGACGAUGUCCAACUUUGGCCGAGGAUGACCACUACCUUCGAAGAGGCCGACGGCCCGGAUUUGGGCAUUCCUGCUGAGGCCGAUGAUUUUGUUAUGGAUCGCCGUUCAAUCAUGGCCAUAGCCAAGGCCAAGGCGGCCGAGGAGUUGGCUGCAAAGGCGGCCGAGGCGGCCAGACGUGCCGCAGCCGAGGGGGGCGGGGCUACUGCUAGUGCGGCCCCGAAGCCUGCCCAGUCCAAGAAGAAGAGGCCUCCCACUGACGGCCAGAAGAAAUUGACCGAGGCUGGCCUGAAUGUCACUAAGAAGACGAAGAGGGCACCGUCUCCUUCCCAUGCCGAUGAGGCCGGCACUCUGACCGUCCCAAAUGUGGACGAUAGUGGUCCCGUUGUGGAUCUUACCGCUGCUCCAAGCGAUGCUGCCCAAUCGCUCCCUCUUGUCCAGGAGCCACGAACGAAGAGGGCCGGCGAGGAGAUUGCCGCUGCCACCUACCAGAAAAUGGUGGAAUACCCCGUCGGCGGGGGUGUCUUUGACGAUGGCGUCCUCGGCCAUGAUGUGCUGGCCCAGGCCAUGCCGGCCAAAGAUCGGGCCUACCUCAAGAGGCUCGGGGACGUCAAGGUGUACGAAGGCGGGAUGGACCUCAUCGUCCAAGGUGCCUUCAUGCUCAUGGAGAGCCACAAGAGGCAGCAUCGGGAGAUUGCUCGUCUGAAGGAGCUUGAGCAGAAGGCUGCCUCGGCCGAUGAGGCGGUAGCCUGCUUGGAUCGGCUCCGGGAGGAUGCCAAGGCCUUGCAAAAGAGGGCCGAUGAGGCAGCUGCAGCCAGGGACGAUGCCCUGGCCAAACUUGAGGAGAGCCAGAGGGCGCUUGAGGCUGAACGGCGCAAAAAUGAUGAAGCCGUGAAGGCAAAAACUGAAGUCGAGGCUGCCGCUGUGAAGGCCGCUGAUGAGGCCGUUCAGCAGUUCUUGGCCGAGGGGUGGAAGGCCGACGAGCGGCUCCCCUGGUGUUAUGAAGUGGUGGCUGCCAAGCUUGAAGAUUGGGGAAUGAACUCCCCCGCCGGCCAAGAGUACUUUAGCAGGGAGAUGGCCGUGUACUACAACAUGGGCCAAGAGCGGAUGCAGAGGCUCCUGUGUCGGCGGCUAUCGCGUGCCCUCAAUGCCAUGAACUAUACCUCCGGGUGGGCGAGGCGGAACCUGAAGCUUCCCAAGCUGAUGAAGGAUCCGGAGGAGCAGGCCAAGCUUCCUCUUUCGGAGCGGGAGCCCCCAAUCGAGAGUUCCGGCCUCGGCGAGCCGGAUUAUGACGAGUUUGACUUCCUGGAUGAUGCCACCAGUUCUGCAGCUGCUGUCGACCAGGAGACUGAGGCCGAAGAGGGAACCGAAGAUGCCGAAGAGCAAACCCAGGCUGGGCAUGGAGGCACCCAAGAGUCUUGAUCGGCUACUCCCCGCUCCCUAUCUUGUAAUUAAUUAUCUUCUAUUUUUGCCCAUCUGAUGUAAUGGCCGAAGCGCCCACCAAUGUACAUGAUUGUUUAUGAAUGAACCUUUUGCUGUCC